AUGCUUUUCCCGGAAGAAGAUGGACCACCGGGCAGCGUCCCCGCGGCGGCCAGCACUGAACCCGAGAAAACGCCAGGAGCCGAGAGGCGCGGGAAGACACGCAGAAAGGGUAGCGGUAAGGGACGCAACCCGUUGCGUGUGGUACAGUCAGCUGGUGUCGUGAAAGCUAAGCACUUUGAUGGGGCUAAUUCCCACUCGCAGGUGGAUGCCGCUCCUGCCGCUUGCACCACUGUCCCUCCGCUGGCGAGCAGGCAGCAAGGGUGUAAUAAGGCGCCAUUCCCCACGGGCAGUGACGGGCUGGUCGCGGACAGCAGUGCCUCGCAACAGCACGGGUGCCGGGAUGAGCCGAAACGGGAACUGCCCACCCCACCGCCUCCAACGGGCAAUUCGUCCCGUACCAUUGCAAAACACGAUGAGUCUGCUUGCAGUGGAGCACACGGGCUUGGCGAGGCUGCGCGCCACGAGACAACGCCGGACGGAAGUCGUGCUGAGGGCGCUCUUACAGUGGCAAUGCAUGCCGUUAGUUCCAGGAGGGAGGAGCCGUGUGAGUGCCGUUGUGGAGAAACAGAGAAGGUUUUGAACGGCUCUGAGAGCACCGGACUCAACGGUGCAUCUCUAGACGCCCAAGUAGCACCCCCCGAGCCGUCGCCCCGCCUUGAUGUGCCGCCGUCCCCUGCUGUGUACUCGCCACACCUGAAGGAUGCUUCCUCUCACAGUGGCCGAGUAUACAGUUUCUCUCUGCGCUGCUGGGUGUUGUGUCCCCUUGUGGCGAUUCUGGUGGCGGUUAGCAUUAUGACGAUGAUACUGUCCAUUGCAGCUGCACGGACAAGCUCAAGAGUUGCCUUAGCUACUUUGCAUAGCGUGAUUUUUGCUAAUAUGGAGACGGCCGUGGGUCGCAUGACGCUCUCCAAGAUGGUGCGCAUGGCGACUUCAACAGGCAGCAUGUACUUCUCCAAUAACACCUUCCCGAAUCCCGUAACGGACAAGCUGAUGCCGCUGGAGAAUGGCAUGAU
This is a messenger RNA of Trypanosoma grayi, 1013 nucleotides long. Its product is annotated as protein kinase. The record is from RefSeq and is a predicted model, not a curated record. The annotation marks the transcript as partial. The transcript has a single exon. Lineage: Eukaryota; Euglenozoa; Kinetoplastea; Trypanosomatida; Trypanosomatidae.